This is a messenger RNA of Didymodactylos carnosus, 777 nucleotides long. Lineage: Eukaryota; Metazoa; Rotifera; Eurotatoria; Philodinida; Philodinidae. The record is from the annotation of a GenBank genome assembly.
AUGGAGACCGGUCAACCCAAUAAUACAAUCUAUGUAAAUAAUUUGAAUGAACGUGUCAAAUUAAAUGAACUAAAAAAAUAUUUAUUUGCAAUAUUUUCAAAAUUUGGCACUAUACUGGAUAUUGUCGCUUUGAAAAACUUACGUAUGCGUGGUCAAGCGUUUAUAAUAUUCGACGAUGUCGAAAGUGCAAAAAAAGCAUUAACAUCAAUGCAAUCAUUCCCUUUUUAUGAAAAACCACUUCGUAUACAAUUUGCUAAAUCUGAUAGUGACAUAGUUUCAAAGCGAAAGGGCACGUACCAAGAAAGACCGAAACGUCGUACAGACAAUGAUCAGCCAUCAAUAUCAAAAAAAGAAAAACGUCGACAGCAACUAGCGUUGAAACAAGAACAACAACGUUUACUAAAACAACAAAUGGGUCAAUAUGCAGCAAUGCCACCGAUGGCAGGCAUGUUGCCAGCUGGUCUUCCGCCUGGUAUGCCUUUGUUUCCUCCACCACCAAUGAUGCGUUCCGUUUUACAUCCACCAAUAUUUGGUGGAGAAAUGCCGAAUAAUAUUCUCUUCUUAAGUAAUUUGCCAAAUGAAACACCAGAGAGUAUGUUGACAAUGUUAUUUAAAGCAUACAACGGUUUUCGAGAAGUUCGAUUGAUCACUGGUCGUGAUGGAAUUGCUUUCGUUGAAUUUGACACGGAACAUCAAGCCUCUUUAGCAAAAGAUGCAUUACAAGGAUUCAAAAUUGGCCCGGACAAGCCAAUGCAAAUUACCUUUGCUAAAAAAUAG